UGACAAUUGACAUUGAACAUGAUGAUGAUGUUGGGUGUGAAAGCAUAUGAAAUGCUCAAUUGAGUUCAAAGUGUGUCUCUAGUUUUUUAUUUUAUUUAAUUUAUUUAUUUAUUAAUGGUGAUUUACGCACACUGGGCACUGUUACUAAGUUUAACCUUUAAAGAAUUCUAUUUUUUAGAGUGACACAACAGAUAAGAGAAAAAUCAGGUUUAAAAUCCAGCAAUUUUAUAUUAAAAAAGCAAAUAUCGCCAAACAAACAGCAGCCGUCAAACGGCUUUCAGCACCCUGGACAGCAGCAGCUCAUUAUUUAUUCAAGCAACACAAGAGGAUUUUUUAUUUCGGUGACAUAUUCUUUCAUGUAAGAUGGUCUGGUCACACCGCCAGGUGGCAUAAAACGAACAAAAAAUGCCCUUCACCUUGUAAAUCAACUUUCAGUCGCUCUAAGAGCGUUAUUUGUCUGUUAUUCGUUAGAAAUGUUCUAAAAGCUAAGAAAAGUUGCAGGCACACAAAACACAUCGCAAACGAAAAGAAAGUUUGCACUAAAUCUGCAUUUCAACAGUACAAUUAGUCAAAUCUGCAUUUCAACAGUACAAUUAGUCAAGACACCCAGUGCGCAUGCGUCUAGUGGACCGUGUACCCCCUGCUUGCAGCUCGGGGGCGCACCAUUGACAAGUUACUCGCGUGCACUUCUCAUACUGUGCAGUGUGCAUUGAACACCUGUAAGAUGUGCAUGGAGACAACAGCUGGGUGGAAAUCACGAGGUGCCAUUAAGCCGAUGCAAAUCCUCUAAAAUCUCAUCAUAAUGACUAAUUGGACAAACGUGUCCAGCUGCCUGUUCAGCAUCACUUUAUGCGCUGAGGACAUUAUGGAUAGUAAUGCAACUGCUGAGGACUUUGAGUACCCGGUCCAUCUCUUCCCAGUCCCUAUCCUGACUGGGAUCACAGUGACGUGCUCUUUCCUGUUCCUCGUCGGAAUCGCUGGGAACCUGUUGACCUUCCUGGUGGUCACUAAAUACAAAGACAUGCGAACCACCACCAACCUUUACCUCUGCAGCAUGGCACUUUCAGACCUGCUCAUUUUCCUCUGCAUGCCCCUCGACCUGUACCGGGUCUGGCGGUACCGACCGUGGAACUUUGGCGACGAGCUGUGCAAACUCUUUCAGUUCGUGAGUGAAAGCUGCACGUACUCCACCAUCCUCAACAUCACCGCGCUCAGCGUGGAGAGAUACUUCGCUAUCUGUUUUCCCUUCAGGGCGAAAGUCAUCGUUACGCGGGGUCGGGUAAAAGGGGUGAUUAUACUCCUCUGGACUGUGGCUCUGUGCAGCGCGGGACCCAUAUUCAUUCUGGUUGGGGUCGAGCACGAGAACGGCACCAACCCCUGGGAGACCAAUGAGUGUAAAGCCACCGAAUAUGCCAUCCGCUCCGGACUGCUUACUAUGAUGGUGUGGGUCUCCAGCGUGUUCUUCUUCCUCCCGGUGCUCUGUUUGACAGUGCUAUACAGCCUCAUAGGCAGAAGACUGUGGAGAAGAAAGGAGAAUCCUGUCGGACCCAUUUCGAGUCGGGAAAAGAACAAUAAACAAACGGUCAAAAUGCUGGCUGUGGUGGUUCUUGCGUUCGUUCUCUGCUGGCUGCCGUUCCACGUCGGGCGUUAUCUCUUCUCCAAGUCAUCGGAGGCCAAUUCUCCUCUCAUCUCCCAAAUCAGCGAAUACUGCAACCUGGUCUCAUUCGUGCUGUUUUACCUCAGCGCCGCGAUCAACCCCAUCCUCUACAACAUCAUGUCAAAGAAGUACAGGAGCGCAGCGUGCAAACUGUUCGGAGUGAAGCGCGCUCCCGGACGAUCAGUGCAGAGCAUCGUGAACGCGGAGAGUGUUUCAGUUUGGAAUGAAUACAGCUGGAGCACGUGA
Cyprinus carpio (common carp) is the source of this 1903-nucleotide messenger RNA. Its product is annotated as growth hormone secretagogue receptor type 1. NCBI's taxonomy places the organism in Eukaryota, Metazoa, Chordata, Actinopteri, Cypriniformes, Cyprinidae. Gene Ontology annotation, cellular component: plasma membrane. Gene Ontology annotation, molecular function: growth hormone secretagogue receptor activity. Gene Ontology annotation, biological process: hormone-mediated signaling pathway; G protein-coupled receptor signaling pathway. The record is from RefSeq and is a predicted model, not a curated record.